Talaromyces stipitatus ATCC 10500 is the source of this 1584-nucleotide messenger RNA. RefSeq names its product pantoate--beta-alanine ligase. Gene Ontology annotation, molecular function: pantoate-beta-alanine ligase activity. Gene Ontology annotation, biological process: pantothenate biosynthetic process. Lineage: Eukaryota; Fungi; Ascomycota; Eurotiomycetes; Eurotiales; Trichocomaceae. The record is from RefSeq and is a predicted model, not a curated record. The transcript has 2 exons. Bases 243 to 1355 code for a protein of 370 amino acids.
GCCUUAUGGUUUCUUGUGACUCUACCUGUCAAUUCCUGAUUAAUUGACUAUAUAUUGAGCCGUGUCAUAAGAAUUGGGAGAUCGUUAUUCUUAUGACUCUUUUGACACUCCAUCCUCGCAAAGUGUACGCUAUCAGAGCUGCUCCCAGCUGUCUUGCUACCCCGCGCAAAUCGACCAAUACAACGUCUUAUCUCUAUAUCUUUCCAGGCCAUAUGUAUCAGAGUCUAGAAAUAGUGUGAAGCAUGUUUAUUUACCCCCGGGUGGCAUUGCAAAAAGCUGCCACCGCCAAUAUCUUCCGGAAUGGCGGUACAAAACCCCUUCACACAUCCUCCUUCGAGGUAUUCCGCGAUAUCGCCUCUCUUCGUGACCGACGGCGUCAGUUGCAACAGUCACUGCGCACAGUCGGUUUAGUUCCUACGAUGGGCGCCCUCCAUGAAGGUCAUUUGUCCCUUAUACGACAAGCUGCUGCGGAAAAUUCGGAUAUCUUUGUGAGCAUAUACGUGAACCCAACUCAGUUUGGUGUGAAUGAGGACUUGUCCAGUUAUCCGCGGACAUGGGAAGCCGACUUGGAAAAACUCGAAAAGCUCAAUGCCGAAUUGAAGCGGGGAGGAAGUUUGGGCAAUGGCUCCGAGGCAGGUAGCAUCACAGCGAUUUUUGCGCCCACGGGAAAAGUGAUGUACCCAACGCUGCCUCCUUCGUCGGAAAUCAAUGGACAUGGAUCUUUUGUUACGAUAACGCCCUUGGCUACCAAAUUAGAGGGAGCUUCCCGCCCUGUGUUUUUUAGAGGUGUUGCGACAGUCUGCACCAAACUGUUCAAUAUUGUCAAGCCACACAGGGUGUACUUCGGUCAGAAGGAUGUGCAACAAUGCGUUAUAAUCAAACGUAUGGUUAAAGACUUCCAUAUUGACACGGAUGUGCGCAUUGGGCCCACCGUUCGCCAACCGGAUGGACUGGCCAUGAGUUCGCGGAACGUAUAUUUAGGCAGUCGCCGAAGAGCCGUCGGUCUCGUGCUUUCCCAGGCGCUGCGGGCCGCUGAGAAAGCUUACAAUGAUGGCAAGCAUUCCCGACAGGACAUACUAGCAGCUGCGAAGAAAAUUGCGGAUAGCAAAUUAUUGGAACAGAAGGGGCUGAAGCCAUCAGAGCGGGCACUCUUUGAAGUGGAUUACAUCUCCCUUGCCGACCCCGAGACGCUUGAUGAGGUUGAUACCAUUGAUGCUAGCCGAGGAGCUAUUUUGAGUGGCGCGGUGAAGAUGUUGCCUAUUGAAGAAGCCCAAGCAGGCGAAAAGCUAGGGGUUGGUGACGAUAGGAUCGCGGUGCGUUUGAUUGAUAACAUCAUACUUUCGCCGAGGGAGUAACGUCUGCAUGCAUUCCUGAAAAACCAGGAAUUGGGACUCACCAUGUAUUAUUAUAUUCACAAACAAUGAACAAUAGACCAGAACUUCAUUUCUCAUGCGUAGUAUAUACUGCCCAUCUAUUGGCCCAAAAUGGAGAUAUCCCCACUCCGGGAGAGCGGGAGCAUCCGAACCUUUUUUCUUGUUUUCUUUUCUCUCUCCUGUCUCGUCCAGUCCAUGCAGCCAUGCUUCU